Messenger RNA from Capsicum annuum, 453 nucleotides. RefSeq names its product zinc finger protein GIS3-like. The coding region runs from base 1 to 453 and encodes 150 amino acids. Gene Ontology annotation, molecular function: DNA-binding transcription factor activity. The record is from RefSeq and is a predicted model, not a curated record. Lineage: Eukaryota; Viridiplantae; Streptophyta; Magnoliopsida; Solanales; Solanaceae. The transcript has a single exon.
AUGGCGGAUCUCAGCCAACGGCAACUUGUUUACGGUUUUUGUAACCAGCUGCAGUCUAAUUCCUCCACCAUAGAUAUGGUGGAUCCCUUCAUGAUCCCUAUCCCUAAACCAAAACCAAAAGUGCCAUCAUCUGCUAGAAUGUUCUCUUGUCUCUAUUGUUCUCGCAAGUUUUGCACUUCUCAAGCACUUGGAGGACUCCAGAAUGCUCAUAAGCAUGAAAGAGCCGCUUCUCGCUGUAAUAUGUUCUCCACCACUUCUACUACUACAGACUCCUCCAACCAUAUGAUCCGACUCCAUUUUCUUCAGAACAACCACAAUAAUGACAUGGACCCCUCUUCAAACAUUAACCCCUUCUCUUCUUCUUCUUCUUCUUCUUCAUCUUCUCAUGAUGGUUUUUAUACUCCUCCACCACCACCAAAUCUUGGACACCAUAUAUUUAUGAAUUUCCAGUGA